Neoarius graeffei (lesser salmon catfish) is the source of this 3539-nucleotide messenger RNA. RefSeq names its product anoctamin 1, calcium activated chloride channel a (gene ano1a). NCBI's taxonomy places the organism in Eukaryota, Metazoa, Chordata, Actinopteri, Siluriformes, Ariidae. Gene Ontology annotation, molecular function: protein dimerization activity; chloride channel activity. The transcript is spliced from 26 exons. The coding region runs from base 368 to 3157 and encodes 929 amino acids. Gene Ontology annotation, cellular component: plasma membrane. Gene Ontology annotation, biological process: chloride transmembrane transport. The record is from RefSeq and is a predicted model, not a curated record.
GACAGCCACCCACACACAGAGACAGGAAGUGGUGCCUAGAGAUUUCGUUUUCGAACUAGAAGCCUUUAUUGGAUGGCGCUGUGUAACGAAGGUAAACGAUAUAUUCGUGUGCCAGUUACAUCACACGCGGAUAUCCAGCUUCAGUGCAAAACGGUUGCGUCCAGCAUAACACGUCUUGACACAGCCACUGCAAAGUGAAACCUAAGCCGAGCACCGGGGCUAGCAAAAGAACCAUGAGUGAAAUGAUCUACUGCUGGAGUUGGUCUACAGCUCUAAUCAGAGAGACAGGUUACACAGUGACGGUGAAACGUACUUGGUUCAGAGCAGCACAGAGGAGCAGCUCUCUGAGCUGGGAGAGGAGGUCGAGAUGUGGCGCAACAACAUGUACGAUUCCGUCCCAGCAAAGGAUAAAGGAUUCGAUGUACGAGGUUCCAAAAGCACCGGAGAUAUCCGAUAUGCUGAUGAUGAUGAUUCUGUGUUUCUGACCCGUAAAAGUUUGACCAAGGCGCCUGAGCAUUCCAAGCUAGGGCCGUAUUUCCAGGACGGCCAGAGGCGCAUCGAUUACAUCCUAACCUACCAUGUAGAAAAACUUGAGCGCACACAGCACCAAUCUUCUAGCACCUUAAAGAGCCUGAAAGACAGUCUGAGCUGCAUUGGGAAAUGCAAAAGGGCCGACUCUGCCCAUCACGACCCUGAGAGAACCAGUAAUGCGCCCAGCCACAGAGAUGAGUUUGAACAGAAGCUUAUGGAUAUGGGACUUGAGCUGGAGAAGGAGGAAGAUGCUAAAAUUGCUGAUGUGGGCUUUCUGAAGAUCCAUGCACCCUGGGAGGUUCUCUGUCGAGAAGCAGAGUUCAUGAAGCUCAAGAUGCCUACCAAAACGAAAUAUGAAGUCGGUAAAGGAAAUAAAGGCAUGUGUGCACUGAGCAAGUUUAUCCAAAGAUUGUCUGCACCACUGACUCCUCAAGUCGAGAAGUCCCACCAGAACGAGAAGCACAUAUGUUAUCCAUUCUCCAGGGAAAAACAGCACUUGUUUGAUCUCUCAGAUCGUGAUUCCUUCUUCGACAGUAAAAUUCGUGCCUCAAUCGUGUGCGAGAUCAUAAAACGAGUAAAGUGCAAAGGCGCGAAGGACAUUAUGGGCAUUAACAUGCUCAUUGCUCAUGGAGUUUACACAUCAGCCUACCCUCUACAUGACGGAGACAUCGAGGAUGUUGAGGGUGAACCAAAUGACAGAAAGGUGUUAUACGAGCAGUGGGCGAGAUACAGCCUCUUCUACAUGUACCAGCCCAUCGGACUUAUCAGGAAGUAUUUUGGAGAGAAGAUUGGUUUGUACUUUGCCUGGUUGGGUGUUUACACUCAGAUGCUGAUCCCAGCAUCAGUCAUCGGUGUCAUCGUCUUCUUGUAUGGCUGUGCCACCGUGGAUCACGACAUCCCAAGUAUGGAGAUCUGUGAUGAAAGGAACAACAUCACCAUGUGCCCGCUGUGCGAUCGCGCAUGCAGCUACUGGAAGCUCAUCGAAGCCUGCGGUACUGCCAGGGCCAGCCACCUGUUCGACAACGGGGCCACCGUUAUCUUCUCCAUCUUUAUGGCGCUCUGGGCCACAAUGUUCAUGGAGCAUUGGAAAAGGAAACAGAUGAGGCUUAAUUACAUCUGGGACCUGACUAGCUUUGGCAAGGAGGAGAGCCAACCGCGGCCAGAGUACGAGAUCCAAGUCAGGGAGAAGAGGUGGAAGAAGGAAAAGAGUGGUGGUGAAAACCGAAAGAAUGGAAAAAACAAAUUGACAUGCAAAGACAGGAUUCCAGCUUACAUGACCAUCCUUAUCACGAUGCUCUUCAUGGUUUGCCUGACCUUCGCCAUUGUAUUUGGAGUGGUCCUUUACAGGAUUUCCAUCAAGACAGCGCUACACAUGAGCAGCUCCUCGCUCUUCCAGUCAAACGUUCGGGCCACGGUGAAAACCACAGCGGCUGUCAUCAACCUCAUCAUCAUCAUCAUCAUGGACGAGAUCUAUGGAAUGAUGGCACGUUGGCUCACGGUUCUGGAAGUGCCAAAAACAGACAAACGCUUUGAGGAGAGGCUGAUUUUCAAGGCUUUCAUCCUGAAGUUUGCCAACGCCUUCACUCCAAUCGUCUACCUGGCUUUCUUCAGAGGCAGGCUCAUUGGCCGUCCAGGCAACUACGUCUACGUUAUUGGGACUUACCGAAUGGAGGAGUGUGCUCACGGUGGCUGCCUUAUGGAGCUGUGCAUUCAGCUGUGCAUCACCAUGCUUGGCAAGCAGCUUAUCCAGAACAAUCUGUUUGAGAUUGGCAUUCCCAAAUUGAAGAAAAUGCUUCGCCGCUGUAAGACAAAGGGAGACGCAAAUCAAGAGGACUUUCACAAAUCCCUGGCCUCACAUGAGAAAGACUACUUCCUCAACCCUUAUGUUGGCCUUAAUCCAGAGUAUAUGGAGAUGAUGAUCCAGUUUGGAAUGGUGACCUUGUUUGUGGCCUCCUUCCCUCUGGCUCCUCUGUUUGCGCUCCUGAACAACGUUCUCGAGAUCCGCCUCGACGCCAAGAAAUUCGUCACAGAGUACAGACGGCCCAUUGCUGGCAAAGCAAAAAAUAUCGGCAUCUGGUACAACCUUCUGAGAGGACUGAGCAAAGUGGCAGUCAUCGUCAAUGCGUUUGUGAUCUCCUUCACAUCCGAUUUCAUCCCCCGAAUGGUUUAUCAGUUCGUGUACAGUCCUGACAGAACGCUGCACGGCUUCACAAACCACUCCCUCUCCUAUUUCAACGUCACCGACUUUGCGCCGAACACAGAACCGGUGGAGCCGAUGUUCCUGGGCCACAAAGUGGAAGUUUGCAGGUAUAAGGAUUACAGAGAUGCCCCGUGGUCAGAUACCCCAUAUGAACAAUCGAGAGCGUUCUGGAAUAUUCUGGCAGCACGGCUGGCGUUCGUCAUCGUCUUUCAGAAUGUGGUGAUGCUAAUGAGUGACUUUGUGGACUGGAUAAUCCCAGACAUCCCCAAAGACAUCAGCUUGCAAAUGCACAAGGAGAAGAACGUGAUUGUGGAGCUCUUUAUGAAAGAAGAACUGGGAAAGAGGCUUACGAGCAAGCGAAAGGGCAAGCCCAGUCCCCAGUCACGCUCUCGAACACCUUUGCAAGUACAAAUCAACAACCACUAGUCCAUGUGCAAGGUGGGGAAGAAUGCAACUAUCCCUGCAGCUCAUCAGAAGCGUGUGCGAAUCAAGAGGAGCUAGAUUGUGUAAAAAUAUGAAGGUUACAAUGGAUUAAAGUGAAAUGGUACCUGAGAGGAGCAGCUCGCUGACGGGAGCCAGAGGCACGAGAUCACAGAAGAUGCACCAAGACUGACACGUGUACCUUGCAUUUUAGCUUUUCUUUUUGUCUCGGUUACUUCAUAAACACUUAAGCGAAAUGCAGAGACGGCUGUUGUUGUUUGUUGUUUUGUUUUUAUUUCAAUAAAUUUUAUUUCAAUAAAUACCUUGAGAUUGUUAUGGUUUUUAUUAAUUUACUGUUUGUGUGUCAAGAAAAUCUUCCAUGUAGUCG